CCCGGGCUGGGAGUCCGGGCGCCGCGGGAGUCGCGCCGGGCGCCGAACCCGCCCGGCUCCGGCCAAGGGUGAGGGCGCCGCCGGCCGCCGCGCCCGCGGGCUGAAGGCUCUGAUGGACAGGAGCUCUCCCGGACUCUAAGCUGAAGGAUGGCAGCCUACUCGAGCUUGUACAAUGAAGACAGAAACCUGCUUCGAAUUAAGGAGAAGGAAAGACGCAACCAGGAAAUUCACCAAGAGAAGGAGGCAUUUCCUGAAAAGAUUCCUCUUUUUGGAGAGCCCUACAAGAAAGCAAAAGGUGAUGAGCUGUCAAGUCGAAUACAGAACAUGUUGGGAAACUAUGAAGAAAUGAAGGAGUUCCUUAGCACCAAAUCCCACCCUCAGUGUCUGGCUGCUUCUGAAGAUAGGUUGGGGAAGCCAAGAUACCCUUCAUUUCCUGACAAGGGGGGCAGCAUUCCGUCUAACUCCUUCCACACACGUGCCCACCACCAGCCCAUUCACACUCCUGCCUCUGGACCACUUUCUGUUGGUAACAUUAGCCACAACCCAAAGAUGGCAAAGCCAAGAAUGGAACCAUUGCCAAAUCUCCACGCCAAAAGCUAUGGGCCACCAGACAGCCAGCACCUGGCCCCCGCUUGCCUUGGUCAGGAGGGGUACAGCUCCACUCAUCACAAGAAAGGGGACCCCAGGCCUGAUGAAGGCCACAGUACUUUGAUGACACACUUAGCUCCAGAAAGGGAACUUUCCCCCUUCAUCUCCUCUUUGCCUUCCCCUGUGCCUCCUUUGUCACCUGUACAUUCCAACCUGCAAACGCUACCCAGGAUGCAGGCAAGCAACAAGCUUCACAGCAGUAGCAACAACAGUAAAAGCUCCUGCCCAGCCAAGUCUGCCAAAGACCUGGUAGUGAAGGUUCGGGAUAAAGAGACCCCUCAAGACAAUUUGGUAGCGGUCACCAGCCUCAGUGUCGCCCCUCCCCAGCCGGCUUCUCAGACAUUUCCACCCCCCUCUCUGCCAUCGAAAAGUCUUGCAAUGCAGCAGAAGCCCACUGCUUACGUCCGGCCCAUGGACGGCCAGGAUCAGGCUCCGCUGAGCGAGUCUCCCAAGCUGAAAUCACCGCCAGAAGACUAUCGACCACAGACCUUUGAAAAAACAGACUUAAAAGUGCCUGCCAAAACCAAGCUCACCAGGCUGAAGAUGCCUUCCCAGUCAGUGGAGCAGAUGUACUCCAGUGAGGUUCACUGUGUUGAAGAAAUUCUGAAGGAAAUGACCCAUUCAUGGCCUCCUCCUUUGACAGCAAUACAUACGCCCAGUACAGCAGAGCCCUCCAAAUUUCCUUUCCCCACAAAGGAUUCUCAGCACAUCUGUUCUGCAAUCCAAAAUCAAAAACAAUAUGAUACACCUUCAAAAACCCACCCUAAUUCACAGCAAGGAACAUCCAUGCUGGAAGAUGACCUCCAGCUGAGUGACAGUGACGACAGUGAGAAUGAACAGGGCACAGAGAAGCCUCCUUCCUCAGCUGCACCUCCAAGUGCCCCCCAGUUGCUUCCGGAGCCGGUGGUGGCGGCCCACUCCAGCAGCGCCGAGUCGGAGAGCACCAGUGACUCAGACAGCUCCUCGGACUCGGAGAGCGAGUCUAGCUCCAGUGAGAGCGAGAAUGAGCCCCUCGAAGCCCCAGCUCCGGAGCCUGAGCCUCCGACAACAAACAAAUGGCAGCUGGACAACUGGCUGAUCAAAGUCAGCCAGCCAGCGGUGCCCCCCGAGGGCGCGGGGAGCUCUGAGCCCUCACACCCACCCCUGGGCAGCAAGGGGAGCGGCGAGGGCAGCACCAGCCAGGAGCACCCGGAAUCCAAAGACCCUCCUUCCAAGAGCUCCAGCAGAGCCCCCCGGCUCACCCCCGAGGGCCCCCACGCCGGGAAGAGGACUUGUCAGAAGUCUCCAGCACAGCACGAUCCUCCGCCCAGACAAACCGUGGGAACCAAACAACCCAAGAAAGCUGUGAAGGUCCCCGCGCAGGCGGACUGCAGAGCGGGCCAGCAGGUGCCCUUGGAGCCCGGCCCUCCGCACGGCGCCAAGGAGCAGACUGCCAAAGACAAGCCCAAGGUGAAGACGAAAGGGAGGCCCCGCGCCGCGGGCAGCAGGGACCCCAAGCCCACCGCACCUGCCCCCAGCGAGAAGAAGAAGCACAAGAACGGCCCCCCCACCCCCUCCAAGGCCGCCGCAGGCCCCGUGCCCAGCAAGGACAGUGUGGUUCCCCUGACCCAGAGCCAGGGCCCGCCCCCCGGGGGCAGCCACGGCGGCAGGACUAGUGGGUGCCAGCAGGCGGUGGUGGUCCAGGAGGAUGGCCGCAGAGACAGACUGCUGUUGCCCUUGAGAGACACCAGGGUGCUCUCGCCGCUCAGGGACACUCCUGCCCCGCAAAGCCUGGUGGUGAAGAUAACCCUCAGCCUUCUGACGCGGAUACCCCAGCCGCCAGGCAAGGGAAGCCGCGCGAGGAAAGCGGAGGAGAAGCCGCCGUCCACCGGGAAGAAGUCUGACUCUGAGAAGAGGUGUUCGGACGGUGCCAGCAAGGGGGCCAAAAAGAGAAAAGGUGACACAGAAAGAGACUAUGAGAACAAGAAAAUCAAGGUGGAGAAAGAAGUCAAGUCACAGUCUUCUUCAUCUUCAUCCUCUCACAAAGAAUCUUCUAAAGCAAAGAUACCCAAGCCUUCCUCAGAGCCUUCCAGAAAGGAAAUGCUUCCCCCUCCACCCGUGUCAUCUUCCACUUCCUCCUCCUCCUCCUCCUCCUCCCAGAAGCCAGCCAAGCCUGCACACAAGAGGUCCAGAGCGGAAGCAGACAGCGGUGGUCAGGACCCUCCCAAAAGUGCCAGCAGCACUAAGAGCAGCUCGAAAGACGCUUCCAUUCCCAAGCACAGGAAAGUGCAGGGGAGGGGCCCCGGCGGCUCCGCGGAGCCCAGAGGAUUUUCUGGAGAUACUUCUACUCCUUUCCCAGUGCCUUCUUUGCCAAAUGGUAACGCUAAACCAGGAAAGCCUCAAGCGAAGUUGGACAAACAGCAAGCUGAUUUUCAUAUGAAGGAAGCCAAAAAGUUGAAGUACAAAGCAGAGUCAAUGACAGACAAGGUGGGGAAGGCCUUUAAGUACCUGGAAGCCGUCCUGGCCUUCAUAGAGUGCGGGGUCGCCAUGGAGUCGGAGACGCCGGCGGCCAAGGCGGCUUACACGGUGUACUCGGACACCACCGAGCUCAUCAGAUGCACGAUGGCGUUAAAAUCCUUCUCUGAUGCCACCUUGCCAACACAGGAGAAAAUAUUUGCAGUUUUAUGCAUGCGUUGCCAGUCCCUUCUGAAUAUGGCCAUGUUUCGCUGCAAAAAAGACGUAGCAAUAAAGUAUUCACGCACUCUUAACGAGCACUUCAAGAGUUCUUCCAAAGCGGUCCAGGCGCCUUCCCCGCGCAUGGCAAGAAGCACAGGCACCCCGUCCCCGCUUUCUCCAACGCCUUCUCCCGCCAGCUCCGUGGGGUCGCAGUCGAGCGCCGGCAGCGUGGGGAGCGGCGGCGUGGCGGCCGUCAGCACCCCGCUCUCCAUCCAGAACAUGACCUCGUCCUACGUGACCAUCACGUCCCACGUCCUCGCCGCCUUCGAGCUGUGGGAGCAGGCCGAGGCGCUGUCGAGGAAGAACAGAGAAUUCUUCGCUCAGCUGAGCACGAAAGCCGUACCUUGGCCCUCAACAGCAGCCUGGCGGAGCUGGUGCUCUACACGAGACAGGGCCUGCAGCGGCUCAAGCAGGCGACCCGAGCGCCUUAGCGCCGCGUGCGGGGCCGGCGCGAGGCCUGGGGACCCGCCUUGCACACGGAGGCCUCGGGAUCGGCGCGGACACGUGUCUCCUGGGGACGGCCUCGACUGCGCGGCGGAGCCCGGACGCCGCGCGGUCGCCGCGGCAAGGGAGUUGCGUGGCCGCUGCUCGCUGCAGUGGUGGUGCGGGCAGAGAUGAUGUCGCUGUUCCCGAGGGGACGGGCGCGCCGCGUCGCCGGAUGCGCAUCUGGAUGGUCUAGAGACAUUUCUGUGCUUUUGUUUUGUUUGGGUGUUUUGUUUACUCCAUAGGAUCCAAGUUGCAAAUGAAAUGAGGAGAAGCAACUUCAGCUCGGAAAGCAAGUUCCUGUCGUGUCAGUAGCCAUAUGAAUCCAUUUAAAAAAAAAUUCUUUUUAACCAUGAUUUGCGGUGAAGGGUUUUGUGGAUGAUUUCUUUGUUUAAUUUUGGGGGCCGCGUUGCUUCAUGAAUUCGAAUGGCCAUCUGCGAACGCCGUCGUGAAGGACUCCACUGCCGCUGCGUCCCGCUGUCCAACUGUGGCUUCAUUCCAGGCCCUGGUGUGCGUGGAACUGAAGGUGACCCCCGCGCCCCCCCCCCUCCAAUCCCCAAGCACACUGUCCCGGCGCAGAGCCGGGGGUGGGGAGCCCUGGAGGAGGAGCCGCACUUGGGAGCAUCUCACACCCCAAGAGGACUGGCGCGUUCUAGAAAGCCCGCCUUGGAGGAGAAGGGAACCCGCAUGUCUGCCCGGCCACAUGGCUAGCGUGGCUUCAAUCUUGGCUUACCUGAGCGGGAGUUCAAGGCGUGGGGAGGGGGGGGGGGGUCUCCAGCGGUGUGGUCGCGAUGGCUAGUAAACUCAGAGUUUUGUUAAUGAAGAAAGAAAAAUGAAAUCUUAUGCUAUAUUUUUCUGUUGCAGAUUAUAUUUAUAGCAGAAUGAAACUUUUGAUUGUCUUGAUUGUCUAGGGAAAGUUAACUUCCUGACCAGAGGUGAAGAUUUGGAGUAUCACUUUGACUUCAAAAAAAUUGCCACUCCAUGCCUUCGCCUCCGAGGGCUGUCAGCCGCUGGACUUGCUUAGGGGGCAGAGGAGGGGAGGCUUUCCCUACGCUGUCACCAGCACCCGCAGCACACCCAGAACGCAAGCACGCAGACUCCCGCACGCCCAAGCACAGGUUUCCUUUGACUCUCGGAGGGUUCUUAUUAGAAAUCCUCUUUUGAGUUCAGUGUUUUUAAAAGCCAGUGCUAAAUAGCCCUUUUAGAUGGAGACUUUGAGUACGUAUUAAAAUGGAGAAGUUACUGUUAUUUCUAGCUGGUCUUUUUCUCCUGUUGCCGCUGCGGCUCUGCGCGUGGCUUCCUCUGGUUCAUUUCGCAGUGGAAGCGCAGCCGCGUGAGGAAUACGAGAACGUUCUUGGUAGGUUGAGUGCGUGGAGGUUGUCACAGCGGAAACUGUGUGGCCAUGUCCGCUCUGUCUCUUCUGUGCUGCUGGCUUUACCCACAGUGUUCCUGUCGGAGCAGAAGCGCCGCGCGUGGUUCUCAUGAAGCAAUUUGCUUUAUGGAUGUGGGAGGUGAGCGGCCCCGGGCCUGGCGGCUGCGUGUGCGUCCUGCGUCCUGCGUGUCGCUCCUCGACAGCUGUGGCCGUGGAAACGCGCGCUGUGCUUUGUGGCGGGUUCUUUCCACGUUGGCCACGCGGCGCCCUUGGCUGAACAGUUCCCUAGCAGGUUUCUCAGCCGCCUGGAUCAGCACAGAUCGCUCGUUCAGUGACCACCUCUGUGGGGUUUUGCUUCUCUUCAAAAUUCUCUUCAAAUUGUAUUUGUCCCUUGGAAAAUUAAUGCAUUGGGGUAGAUUAGCUUGGACUGCCUUGGACAUUGGCUGUGUCUAGUUCUUACUGCAAUAUUCAUUUACCUAAAAGAGAAUAGCUAGUAACUGCCCUGGUAAUGGAAUCCGUCAAAAGUAGUGGCUGAUGAGUCCCUACUAUUCUGAAGGUCUUUAUGCUUUAUUGUUGUAUAUAGAAAUCUGAAGGAAUUUCUAAACCAUUUGCACUUUUCUACUGCAUGCUUACAAAGGCAAAAUUUGCACCGAUAUAAUUUGAGAGAUUAGAUUAUAAAAUUAAGCCUUUGGAUACGUGAAGUCCUAUACCAGUAACAGUACACACUUCACAGUGAGACAGCUAAGUAUCUUAAGAAGUGAAAAUAAAGUGCAAAUCUUGCCUUUGCCACUACAGAGGUGUGUGUCUGCCUGCAACAGGAAAUAGAACAUUCUCUUACUUUGAAAAGUGUCAAAUGUUUCUGCUCUGGGAGAUAGUUCAAAUGUGAAUCAAUUAAUUAAGAGCCUUUCUCAAUUAUGAAAAUGCUUUACUGAAACUCAGCAUAUCACCCAGGUUGGGAAAACAUAGGCCCCAUGGGGGGGAUGGGACAGCCCAGUGAAGAGUUACUAGAAAUAAAUCACAACAGGAUGGUAAUUUGAAGAGCAUAAUGAGAAAAGCAUUUGGUCUUUUUUUCUUAAACAAAACGGCCUUUAUUUUGCUAGAUUGGUUUUGGCAGAAAUGGGUAACUAUUUUUCUCGUAGACAAAUUGGGCCACCUUUAUCUCCCUUGUUUUUAUCUAAUUCUAGAACUCAGGAGGCUUAGAAACUAAUUCUCCCCACUUUGGGUUGAAAACUUGCCUUAAUUAGGAGUACCUUGCAGAUCAUUGUUGUUAAGAGCGGUUACUGUGAUUCCUGUGAGGUAACUCGUGCUUCUUCACAACUGUUAAUCUGGACUCUGCAGAAAGGACAGGUGGACACAAAUGCACAAGGAGGGAUUUAGUUGCAUUCAUUUGUGCCUUGACGGACCAAACCUGAUUUUGAAAUAAUGCUAAGUUUUGCCACAUCUUCAAAGACUGUUACAUAGAUCUUAAAUCUCUUCUACUUCUGUGCCGUUUGAAGGGGAUUUGUGCAUCCUGAAGUAAAUGUGUUGGAUAUUUAAAAUUUUUUGCCAUGGCUCCUGAUUGUCUACUUCAAAUUUUUCCCAACACUACGAAAUAGCUUUGAAAAUUGACCACCUCAUCUGUUAUAUUCUGCCACUGACCCGCAAUAUUUAGAUCAUGAAAGAUGCCUCGGAGCUUUCAGAAACACAAGCAUAGGUUGUCUCUGUGGAAAGGGAGGUGGCCGUUCCGUUUGUGGAGAGAUGCCAGCCUCACUUGCGGUAGUACUUGUUCUUUUCCUUUUCCAGUGGGUUUGGUCUUAAUCCCAUUUGGAAAUAAUAGAUGUAAAUAAGGUUUUUUCCUGUGCCUUCGCUACUGUCCUGUCGGAACAAAGUAUAUACUGGCAGAAGCGCAUGGAUUGGGAUUUUCCUUCAAAUAUUGCAAAUAGUAUUUCUUCCAGGAGCCUUCAGUAUGCAGUCUAAUUGUGUUGGCUUUUUGGUGACUGAGAAUGCACAUCUCUCUUCUGCCCAUGUUCUUUAGUUAUGAAGCAUUAACAAGAACCAUCUACCACUUUUCUUCGGGUGGCUGUGCAUUUCUUGUCCUGCGGGAAUUCGCACUGUUCUGUUCCUCUGUGUAUCCGUGUCCCCAAGUACUGUGAUGGGAUUGGGGCUCCUGCUCCUCCCCGCUGGGGGCGUCGGAGGCCGGGCUCUGCGGAGCCUGGAAGGAUCAGGAAAUGAGAUCGCCGCCGCAGGGCUGCGAGCUGCGCAUGGCAGCCGCCGUGGCCAAAGAGGAGAAGACUUGCUUCGCUUAAAGUAGCUGUUGAGAGCCGUGCUGGCCCGGGCAGUAUUACGUUUGCCUUUUGCUCAGGCCGUGGCGCGCGUUGAGUCCAUCAGCCUCCCUCAGAUGCAGAGCAUACACUGUUCACGCCGGGCGUGUUGCGUGCGUGUGGACGCGUGGCCCGAAUCUUUUGUUUUUGUUUUCUGAAUGUGAUUGUGAUUUGGAUGAUGCCUGAGUAGAGUUGCCUUUUUUUUAUUUAUUACCAUUAUAUAUUUUAUUAUAUUAUAUAUCUAUUUUUUGCUUUCUUACCAUGUUAGCGGAAAGUCAACAUCUUGGUAUUGUUAAAAUUGUUUAAAAAGAAACAGACCUGCGGCAGCGGGUGGCGAAGCGCUGGGCCGCCUUGCCGGCGGUGUGCUUGCUUCCCUUGCUUCCCGUGGGUUGCGGUGGCGGCCGUGUCGUGGGUGCGCGAUGCUGCCCGUGCGGCGGGAGGGCAGGAGCUUCCGAUGGGAAGAUGCGCGCCCCGGUGCGGGAGCGCGGGCCCCCCGCGUCAGCGAGCGGGCCGCGAGCCAGGGGUGUUUUUCUAGAGGAAACAUUUGCAAAAGAUCUUUCCAAAGAUAAAUGUGCCACAAGUCUUUUGUUUGUUCUCUGUGCCGAGGAGAAAGUGCUGUUUUUUAAGAAAAGUGUAAUUGUUCUUCAAAUUCUCUCCUUUUCACAAGAGGAUCGAGCUGUAAAAAAAUAAUAAAAAUUUAGAGAAAUCA
Perognathus longimembris pacificus (Pacific pocket mouse) is the source of this 8227-nucleotide messenger RNA. It is a transcript of the gene Aff1, whose product is annotated as AF4/FMR2 family member 1. Gene Ontology annotation, biological process: regulation of gene expression. The record is from RefSeq and is a predicted model, not a curated record. Lineage: Eukaryota; Metazoa; Chordata; Mammalia; Rodentia; Heteromyidae. Gene Ontology annotation, cellular component: nucleus; super elongation complex.